CACUAAGCCCUCUUUUUAAAUCUUCUGUCAGUUUUCGUUUAUUUAUAAGUCCUACGGAGUUUGUGCCGCUGUCACGUGACUUAAGGCUUUAGCAGCGACGUCACAGUCAGAGCGGCUCCAGAAAAGAUGAGGAUCUUUUUCUCAUCCCCCCGCAGCCCAUCAAACACCAACGCAUGACCUAGUUUUAACCUAAUAUUUAAACGAAGCCUGUAAUGCUAGGGUCGCAUUUGUUAAAAAGGAAUUUUUAAAAAUAUCGGCCGGACAGUGAAAUGCGUACUUCGUUCAGCGACAGAGCCGUAAAGCUGGUGGCAAAUGUCCCGUUUUGACAGUGAGGCAGCGCGGUGCUUAAACACAGGUACAGGAAACGUGUCACCCGUCGGAGGAAACAGCAGCUUCUUUGCGUUUUUACUUCAACCUUCGGGUGUGGUGUUUCCAUGGAGAGGCAAUCAGCUUCAGGCAAAGCAGCCUUGGAGGAGAGAAGAGGCCUGGUGGAGAAUGUUAAGGUGCUGAGGGGUGCAGAAGGUGGAGAGGCGACUGGUCCAACCCUGAGGAAGACCAGUUCCUCCCAAUCGUCACGCAAGAGCUUCCGUCUGGACUAUCGACUGGAGGAAGAAGUGACAAAGUCCUGUCGUGACAAACAUGGCCGCUGGAUGAACCCCUGGUCCACAUGGCGCUUCCCUUCUACCGCAGCGUUUCUCAAGUUCUUUUUUUUGGAUAAAGACCAUAGCAAUGUGCCAACAAGCAAAGAGGCGCUGGAUGCUGAACUCCCAGUGUUGGAACCCUACUUUGUCCAGAACCAAGGACUGCCUGACUCUGAUCCAGGUCUGAGAGUCACCUGGCUGGGUCAUGCCACAGUUCUGGUUGAAAUUAACGGACUGAAUAUUCUUACUGACCCCAUCUUCAGCCAGAGGGCAUCGCCUGUCCAGUUUGCUGGGCCCAAAAGGUACAGAGGGCCCCCCUGCAGAGUGGAACAGCUGCCCAGAAUUGAUGCCGUCGUCAUCAGUCACUCACACUACGAUCACUUGGAUGCUGGAUCUGUAGCCAGCCUCAAUGCACACUUUGGAGCAGAGCUACGCUGGUUUGUGCCCCUGGGUUUGAUGGACUGGCUGGUGAAAAUGGGCUGCGAGAACGUGAUGGAGCUGGACUGGUGGCAGGAGAACUGUGUCCCAGGUCACGAUGAAGUGACCUUUGUCUGCACACCUGCUCAGCACUGGAGCAAACGCACAGCUCUGGACGAUAACAAAUCUUUAUGGGGCAGCUGGACAAUUUUAGGACCUGAACAUCGAUUCUUCUUCGCUGGUGACACUGGCUACUGUGCUUCCUUUAAAGAAAUAGGCCAACGUUUCGGACCGUUUGAUCUUGCCGCGAUUCCAAUUGGAGCCUAUUGUCCAAGGGAAGUGAUGAAGGGCCAACACGUAGAUCCAGAGGAGGCCGUUCAGAUUCACCUGGACCUUCAGGCCAAAAAGUCUGUGGCCAUUCACUGGGGAACAUUUGCACUUGCACAUGAGUUCUACAUGGAGCCACCAGUUCUCCUCAGAGAGGCUCUGGAACAAAAAGGACUGGAUCCUCAUUCUUUCUUCACAUUGCAUCAUGGGGAAUGUCGCGUCAUAGCAUCAAAAGAAGGGGUUUUUGUAGAUAACCUUUAGUGGAGAAGGUACGAAAAUGAAAAUGUACAAUUCACGGAGUGGAAAAUUAUAAAAAAAAGGUUGAUUCUGUUAAGCUGUGUUUAAUCUGCGGAAAAGAGAGAAGUGAGAACACCAGUACUUCGAAAUCACUGAUGUUUCAGAUAAAAAAAUCUCUAACCUUAAAAAAGAAUUGUGAACACUGAAUGUAACUUAACAUACUUUUUUGCAUUGAUCUUAAAGGGGACAUUAUGCUUCUUUUAUGCAAUUUAAUAUAGUUCCAUAUUGUCUAAAUGAAACAUUGGGAACAUGCUACGGUCGGAAAAAACUAAAGUUUGAGCACAGCUGGAUUCUUUACACGCCUGUUUAGGAGCCCUGUUCUGAUGGCUCAGUUCUGUGAGUUUACCUUUGAAUGGUAAUGAGCUACAUCAUGCUCCGCCCACCUGUUCCACAGAACCUGAUGACAGCUUCUCAUUACAAUGGCAUAACCAAGAAGGAGGUCCAGAAGAAGGUUGAAAGCCAAGAAUGAACCUGGAUGUUUGGCAGUGGUUAGUAGUGAAGUUUGAUACUACAGUGUUACUUUGAUGUUUGUAUGUAGACUUACAUAAGUAUACAGUGUACAGUCUUGCUGGCUGUCUACCCUGUCUUCUUACAGAAAACAAAGCACUCGUAGUGCCUCAAGUGUUACCCAGUACCCUACUGGACUUACCCAGUGUGUAAUCACCUUGAUGUCAUAAAUUGUAAAAAGAAACCGCUGAUGCAUAAGAUGUCCCCUUUAAGAGAUAUCGCACAGCAAUUAAUUUGAAUGGGGGCCACAUUACAUGAACAUUUGUGACUGUACUGGUUGUACACCCUGAAUUUCAGUUGUUGUAUGUAGUACGAGUUGAGCUGGGUUCAACUGCAUACAGUAUACAUUUGUACUGUGUUUCACAUUCCAUGUGAUUUAAUUUUUUAACGCAUUUAAAAAUAUAUUGGAGAUAUAUAAACUGGUCAGUGAGGUUUUACUGUUGUUUGAUUUUGGACAAUAAAUGUUGCUGACUUUCUAGUUUAA
Cynoglossus semilaevis (tongue sole) is the source of this 2673-nucleotide messenger RNA. RefSeq names its product N-acyl phosphatidylethanolamine phospholipase D (gene napepld). Gene Ontology annotation, molecular function: zinc ion binding; N-acylphosphatidylethanolamine-specific phospholipase D activity. Gene Ontology annotation, cellular component: cytoplasm; membrane-bounded organelle. Bases 435 to 1646 code for a protein of 403 amino acids. The record is from RefSeq and is a predicted model, not a curated record. Gene Ontology annotation, biological process: N-acylethanolamine metabolic process; N-acylphosphatidylethanolamine metabolic process. The transcript has 10 exons. Lineage: Eukaryota; Metazoa; Chordata; Actinopteri; Pleuronectiformes; Cynoglossidae.